Solanum tuberosum (potato) is the source of this 2761-nucleotide messenger RNA. Its product is annotated as pentatricopeptide repeat-containing protein At3g51320-like. NCBI's taxonomy places the organism in Eukaryota, Viridiplantae, Streptophyta, Magnoliopsida, Solanales, Solanaceae. The coding region runs from base 261 to 1865 and encodes 534 amino acids. Gene Ontology annotation, biological process: RNA modification. The record is from RefSeq and is a predicted model, not a curated record. Gene Ontology annotation, molecular function: protein binding; RNA binding. The transcript has 4 exons.
CCCUGCCGUUCUUCUUCCUUUCUUGGUUCAUCCUCCAAAUUUGACAAAGCUUUCAACUUUCUCUGUUUUUGGAGUUUUGAGUAUAAAAUCCAUUGAUUUUGAUCCCAAAAUCAUACUAAACAGUGCUUAGCAAACAAAGAAAUGAGUAAUUUCUCCAUUUAUAUUCAUCAUGUGCAGCAAUGAGGAGCAUUAAUGGCAGAAAAAUCGUUUCUUUAUUCAAAUCUGAAAAAUUACUUCAAAACCCAGAAACAGAUAUAUGAAUGGCAGCAAGAAUCUCCAUCAAACACUUGACCCCUUAUUUUUCUUUCACAAAAAAAUCCCAAUUCUCUUCAUUAACACCUACUUAUCAAUCCAAAGCUUUGGAAUUUCUUGAUUCAUGUCAAAGUUUGGCACAGCUCUUUCAAAUCCAAGCACAUUUGAUAAUAACUGGUCUUUUACAAGUACAAAAUCCCUCAUAUUCUUGCAGAUUUUUGAAGCUCUGUACUCAACAUUGUGAUGAUAUUGAAUAUACUGCAUUGGUAUUUAAGUGCAUUCAUUUUCCUGAUACUUUUUCAGUUAAUACUGUUAUAAAAGCUUAUGCUUGUAGUUCUUUGCCUGAUAAUGCUGUAGUUUUCUAUUUCCAAAGGCUUAAAAAUGGGUUCUUGCCUAAUAGUUUUACAUUUCCACCUCUCAUGAGUGCUUGUGCUAGAAGGGGUCGUUUGGAUUCGGGUCAGAAGUGUCAUGGACAAGUUGUGAAAAAUGGUGUUGAUGGAGUUUUGCAAGUGCAGAACUCUUUAGUGCAUUUUUAUAGUUGUUGUGGUUUUAUUGAUCUUGCUAGGAAGGUAUUCGAUGAAAUGCACCAGAGGGAUGUUGUGUCUUGGAACAGCAUUAUGAAUGGAUAUGUAAAAGUGGGUGAAUUAGUCGUUGCACGACAGUUGUUUGAUGCAAUGCCAGAGUGUAAUUUAGUUGGGUGGAAUGUCAUGAUGACUGGGUAUUUGAAUUCGAAUAACCCUGGGAAGUGCCUAAAGUUGUUCAGAGAAAUGGCACAGAGGGGAUUGAAUGGGAACGAUACAACUAUAGUUAUUGCGGUUACUGCUUGUGCUAGGUCAGCUCGAAUGAAGGAAGGAAAAUCUGUUCAUGGGUGUCUUAUUAAGGCAUCGAAAGACUUGAAUUUGAUUGUUAGUACGACUUUAAUUCAUAUGUAUAGUAGAUGCGGAAGAGCAGAAAUAGGUCGUUUAAUUUUUGAUCGGAUAUCGAUCAAGAACAUAGUUUGCUGGAAUGCAAUGAUUUUGGGGUAUUGCAUUCAUGGAAUCCCAAAAGAUGGGCUUAAUCUGUAUUCAGACUUGCUGAGUAGUAGAUUAGAAAGUACAGAAAAAAAUCAUGUUAAGUACCAUGCGCUUCCAGAUGAAAUCACAUUUGUCGGUGUCUUAUGCGCUUGUGCCCGUGAAGGACUGUUAACAGAAGGAAGAAAACACUUUGGAAACAUGAGUGAUGUGUUUGGUAUAAAGCCCAGCUUUGCACAUUAUUGGUGCAUGGCUAAUCUCUUGGCAAAUGUUGGCCUAAUGCAAGAAGCAAUAGAAACACUGAAGAACAUACCAGUGGAGAGCAAUUUGCCACUGGAAUCCUCAUUGUGGUCUGAAUUGCUUGGCUCAGCACGCUUUGGACGGGAUGUAAGUUUAGGAGAACAAAUUGCGAAUAAGUUGAUUGAUCAAGACCCCAAGAAUUUUUGGCAUUAUUUAUUGCUGGUGAACAUCUAUGCUGCAGCUGGUCGUUGGGAUGAAGUAGCUCAGACAAAGGAGAAAAUGAAGAAUAGAGGAAUAGAAAGAACACCAGGUUGCAGUUUAAAAGACUUGAAGGAAAUUGUUCACAACAUGUCAGCCACAUAAAGUGCAGCUGUCUGUGCUUCUUUGAUACUUUGGGCUCUAACAAUGAAGAAUUUAAAUUGCACGAGAUGCAGCAGCAACUUCAAUGGAAGCUUUUGAUGGAUCUAUGGCUAACUGUCCUUGCAUCAGAAGGAACUUUGAAAAAGCUAAACAUCAUGGGAAAGACUUAACUGCUAUGAUGGAUAAGUACCUUCAUGCAUAUGUGUCAAAGUAUUUGUACUUAUUUGAGAGGAGGCUUUACUGAUGACUUUCUUGCAAACUUAAAUGUCUACUGAUGUGCCCUUGUCCAAGAAUGACUCAAAAGUCCAGAUAUGCGGGGCUCAUGGGAUGCUUUACUGGAUUUCUGAUUUCAAAAUGGAUUUUGGAAUAAAGAAUGACUUGGAAGAUGGGAAUACUGCAAUCACAUCCUACUUUGGGUCUCUACAAGAAGGUCCAUAAACAGAUGGGAGAUGUGUGGAACGGAAGGUGGUGGUAUAAACUGAUUGUGAAGAUGAUGGAAGAAAGGGCAGAACGAACAUUGAACUUGCCCCUAAAUCAUGGCUAUUCUUGGUCAAACUGAGAUGAUAGAAUAUGUAACUGGCGGAUGGAAGCUUUUAUAGUGGCAGUCACCUAGCUCUCUUUUUGACAUUCAGAGGGUAAAGCUUUCGAGAUCCUGAAGAGAGGCAAUAAAACACCAUCAGGACAUUUUGGCUGAUGAUGAAACUUGCAGUUCCUUAACCUGUUAUCGCACUUGAAUGUCCUUGCUUAGUUUGAAUACACAACACCUGAGUUUAUGUGGUCACUGACAUCUACAUAAGUAGAUCAUGUACAAAUCUGUCAUUGGAUGGUGUGCUUACCGCGCAUAUUUUGACACCUCAAAAUGGUUUACGAUUCUGAUAUAAAGGCAUUUUUUUCGUGAA